AAGCACUGAACCGAGAGGCCUACUGACGUACCGCUAUUGUAAAGUAUUAUACCUGCUAUGAGCUCUGUUGGGCCUGCAUAUCAAUACUGCGCUUACAAGCACAGUCAAGAGAACUCGAUUGGGUCAAGAGCAAAAGCCGCCCCAGAUGUGUUACCGAAUCCUAGCGUAAUAGCAACAUCAGAAUCUGCUCUAGUUUUCCUAAACAGCGUUAAUUGCAAAACAGGUUUCGAUAGUUUCGUGUUUGUAAGUACAGAGCACCGUGGUUCAUUUCCCCGUGUAAUCACAAGAAGCAACUCGCUGAAACGUGGGCCGCCAGUCGGAGAUAUUUAGAGAACUGAUACGAUGUUGAAGGUUGCCGUAUGCAUUUUGGUUGUGACUUGUUCGUUUGAAUCAGGAUUUAGUCAAGACCCAACAGAUAUUAACCAUGGUUGUUAUUUUGACCAUUCUCAACGGGCACUGACGGAUCUCAUCACCUGUGAUGAUGCAAGGGAUUCGUGUCAUUCGUCGUGUGGAAUUGAGCAUUCUUACUGCCAAAGCACGGGAAUGACCAUUGAUCUCUGCAGGUCUCUCUGCAGGAUAAGAAACCUCCGAUAUUACGCUCUGGAAGCCGGAAAACAAUGUUUUUGUGGAGGUGCCCUCUCAAAUCCAUUUGCAUACGGAAGGGCAGAUGGGGCUACAACCAACUGUUCCCAUCCUUGCACUGGUGAUGUAAAUAAAACGUGCGGUGGGGAAUUCAAAAUGCAAGUCUAUGAAUUUAGAGGUCCAGUGGAUGGCGCGGACUGUUUCCAUCCAGGUUUUGUGGAGAACUCUUAUAUAUCGGAUGGUGUGGCCAUUACAACCGGAAAUAGGCUCAAUUUCAUCUGUCUGCCCUUACAUAAGAUUACUGGGGAGGCACAACUCCUUUGUCAGUCCAACAGGACAUGGGUACCUGCUGUGCUCCCAAGCUGUAGCUUCACCGGCGUAUCAGAAGAUACUACGACGGAGGUUGUAAAGACUACGCAAAUUUUGAGCACCGCUCAGACUACUACGGCAUCAGUGCCACUAACCUCUAUAACUGAUUUCCUACCAUACAUUAUCGGUGGCUCGGCUUUACUACUCUUCAUCCUGGUUGUGUGUUUAGUCAGCAUAUUUGUCUGCAAAGGAAGGAAGAGGUCUGGUAACUCUGGUCAAGAUAUUCGCCUGAAGCCUGAGGCAUCACCUGUUACGUUCAUCAACACUGGAUUCCAUAAUGAUGAAAACGAAGAAGCUAAAGUGGAAAUGCCAGAUAUCCUGUCUGAAGCCCGUAAUGCAUCCUCACCCAGUCCAUCCAGCUUUUACCACACGCAACUCUCAACAUUCUCAGAGGACCCUGUCUACUCUAACAACGAUGCAGUCCGUGCAAAUGAUACAAGUCCCACUACAUAUGCCAACGUGAAUGAGGGAGUACCAUCCACAGACAGCCCACCGAGUCCCAUAUACGCCAACUUUGAGACAGUCUUACCAGAGAGUAAUUCCGGAUAUACUAAGCGGUAUUCUGCUACCACAGAUCGACCAAAUCAAAAGCGUGGGUUGUCCUCCGACGAUCCUGUCGCAGUGCAUGCCACUGGGAAUCGCCGAGCUAAAAAGAAUGCCACAGGGACCAAAGACUUGGUUGGGUGGAGUCGACCAAGUUCUCUUUACCAGCGCACGACACUGGAUGACGAUGAUACUGAGUCCAAUGAGGACAACACAACCAUACAACCACAUGACCUUUCUGCCGCUAUCUACGCCCAAAUCGACAAAAGUCGGAGAAGUGAUUCCAGAGAAACUCUCAACUCCGAGCAUUCAGGAAACUCCUUCUUUGCUGACCCUGCCAAAUCAUCAGCAACAAGACUAUAGAUUUGAUGACGAUUAAGAAUUUCUUGGCAAUAAAAGCACUUGUAUCCCAUCGACAUCUGAAAAGUGUAACUUAUGUGGAUGUGUAUCUGUUGCUUAUGAAAACACCAAGAUUCGUCACUGGAAAAUGGGUCAAUUCGGGGUAUCAAACAAUUCGGAAAACAACCAAAUCCAUUUACCAUCCAUAUAGGGAUCAUUACAACUAUGACAGGUUUCCUAAGAUUUGGAGUAAGACUCCAUUCAAUUUGUGAAGAUUUGAUAUUCGAAUUGUCCGAGGAUUACUUGAUGAUGUUCAAAUCGUUUUACUUGCUGAUUUUUGUGCAAAUCAUUUCCCUGAUUGUGAUUCCAUUUGUCUUUAAAAGUCACGUGUCACGAUUCAUUGCUGAUGACUUUACUGUGGUUAUGCGUGUAACUACUACUCCUUCCUAUUCCUUUGUGAAGAAUUUAUGCACCCAUUAGAUUUUUUUGGCAAUAUUUUAAAACCAAGACAAAGAACGGGUGUUCAAGAUCUAUUCUUUGGAUGGAUCAUUGUAACAUUUAUCACAAAGUCCUUUUUUGUUCAAUGUUGCACGUUUUCCCUAGCUCAUUGUAAAAAGUAGAGCAAUUAUGUGUUUGAAAAUACGAGUGUAAACCUAUUGCAAGAAAUACUGUAUUUCUAGCAAAUACACGGCGUAUCAAAAUAUAGGAAAUCCAAAUUCAACCAUAAUUUGUAGGAAAAUUUCAGAUGUCUUAAUUUGCAAUAUAUGUCCCAAGAAAGGCCUGAAUCUAUUCUUUCCAAUGAAACCUUGAUUAUGUGCUCAAUGUUACGGUUAGACGAGUAACAAUGCAUCGUUGACCAGCAGGUGAAAGUUAGCAUAUGCUGUACAGUAGAUGAUACUUAGGCCAACGUACGCGCUUUUGAAUGUAUGUAAGCUAAUUUGUCACAGUGCAAAUUUCACCCGCUAGUCAACAAUGUGCAUUGUUACUCGUUCAACCUCGACACGAUGAGCACAUAAUUAAGGUGUCAUUGAAUAGAAGACAUUCAGGCCUUUCAGGACAUAUAAUGCAUUAAGAAAUCUGCAGUUUUCCUUUAACGUAUGGUUAAAUUUGGGUUUUCUUGAUGUUGCUACGCCCGGUGCAUGUAGAUACACCCAUCUGUGUCACGAAAGACACAGCUUUUUAAGUUAAUGGAAUAUUUCUUUGUUAAGAGGUAUUAAACUUUGAAGGUUGUACUCUAUUACAAAUUGCCAUAAAAUAAACACAAAACACUGGAAAGCUGAUACUGAGUAGGAAAAAAGUGCGAUCGUAGGUUCGAGAGCUGCCGAUAAUCAACCAAUGUAGUUCUAUCAAAACCGCAGAGGUUAAGCAUUAAGAUUUUCUAAUGUUCCCAUAUAAUUAUUCGUAUUAUAGUGCAUACUUUCAAACAAACAUAAUCGUAUUUUCUAUAGUCAUUUGUUAAAUAUUUUAAUCCUUUCCAUAAAUGGACAUUUAUGUAAUUAUUAUAAUCAGAUCUGCAGAUUUCGAUAAAUUUAUGGACUUGUGUGUAGAGAUAGAGUUGAUUGUAAAAUUUUAGCAUAGCUAUCCUUUAUUAUUUAGGCUUAAAUGCAUUAAUAAGUAUUAAUAUUCGAUUAAUCACAAAUGUAAUACAAACAGUAUUUUACUUCAACCAUUUUUAUAUGAACAAUUGAAAGAGUAAAGCUAUAUACACGUAAAGAGAAAAUGAACUAGAAACUUCACAUGUAGCUUUUUUCCUAUACAUCAUGCACCAGCUUCGAUUUCCUAUAUCACCCAAUAACUUGAAAACACAUCGAAAUUUUGGGAAAUGUCAUUUAUACAAACGAUAUUUUUCCCUGCUGAAAAUUUGAUACAUUAUCUGAUACUAAAAAUACCAGGAUAAACUGAUCACCGCCUUAAAAAGCAUCGCACCUUAAAAGGCGUAGUCUGUCGGUGAAUCAUUGAUUUCCAUGGUUUAAUUAACUUUACAGCUGUUCGUUUGGCCCUUUGUCAAACAAUAAAAUCUGAUUUCGCAGUA
Molecule: messenger RNA, 3865 nt
Organism: Acanthaster planci (crown-of-thorns starfish)
Lineage: Eukaryota; Metazoa; Echinodermata; Asteroidea; Valvatida; Acanthasteridae
Cellular component (GO): plasma membrane
Source: RefSeq, a predicted model, not a curated record